AUGGAGGCACGCGAGACCAAAGACCCAACCCAUGUCGACGAGAAGAUGCCGGAAAAGAGCGAGUACAAGAACGCAGACAAGGCACUUGAGUUUCUCCGGUUCAACGGGGACGCAGAAGAAGGAACGGUCGUUGCUGUUGAUGAAAAGGCAUUGGUCAAGAAGAUUGAUUGGAUGAUCGUGCCCAUCAUGUUCGCAUGCUACUUCCUCCAGUAUCUGGAUAAGUCACUUCUGAACUUUGCCGCAGUCAUGGGCAUCCGAGAAGAUGCCAACCUGACGACAGAGCAGUAUGGUACUUUGUCUUGGCUGUUCUAUCUUGCAUUCCUGAUCUUCGAGAUCCCGCACGCGUAUCUCAUGCAACGACUCCCCGUCGCUAAGUACCUCGGUGGUUGCGUGUGCGCAUGGGGUACUGUUGUCACGUGCACAGCUGCGUGCGACUCCUACGCCUCUCUCGCCGUCUGCCGCUUCCUUCUCGGCGCAUUCGAAUCUGCCAUAAGCCCGUCUCUCAUUCUUGUCACGUCGAUGUGGUACAAGCGUGACGAGCAGCCAAAGCGCAUUGGGUUCUGGUACCUCGGCGUCGGAAUCGCAGUCAUGGUCGGCUCGCUCAUAUCGUAUGGCUUCCAGCACUACAAUGGCGACAAGUUCAACAACUGGCAGAUCAUGUACCUUGUUGUGGGCCUGAUCACCAUCUCUGCUGGCAUUGUCGUCAUCCUCUUUCUUCCUGACAACCCAAUGUCGAGCAGACUAACACAUGAUGAGAAGAUCCUGGCUGUGUCGCGUCUUCGCGAGAAUAACACCGGCAUCGAGAACAAAACCUUCAAGCCGUACCAGUUCCGUGAGGCUCUCACCGAUCCCCAAGUCUGGCUUCUAGCUUUCAUCACGACCGCAGCCAGUGUCCCCAACGGCGCCGUGUCAUCCUUUCAGAGCGUCAUUAUCUCCGGCUUUGGCUUCUCCAACAAGCAAACCGCACUCAUCCAAAUCCCCGGCGGAUUAAUCACCGUAGUCAGCACCCUCAUCGGCACCUACGUUGCUGGUCGCUACAACUGCCGCGGUGCCAUGCUGGCCACCUGGGCCGCACUCGGCGGCAUCGUAGGCGGCGGCAUGAUCGCCUUCAUCCCCGCAAGCAAUCAAGCAGGCAGAUUGGCAGGAAACUACCUCACCAACACGACUGGUUCCUUCUUGCCUCUCGCGUAUGCAUUUGCCGCGUGCAACUUCGCUGGCCACACCAAAAAGGUCACCAUGAACGCCAUCCUGCUCAUGUCCUUCUGCCUCGGCAACAUCCUUGGGCCACUCACCUUCCGCAAUGCAGACGCGCCUGCCUACACACCCGCCAAGAUCACUAUUGUAGCGGUCGAGGCAGCGGUCUUGUGCGGUGUGGUGGUGUUGCUGGUGUACUACCGCGCUGAGAAUCGGAGGCGGGACAAGUUGGGUGCAGGGAGUCAAGGGGAUGGGGAUGGGUUUGGCGAUUUGACGGACCGGGAGAACAAGGGGUUGAGGUACAAGUUCUAG
Molecule: messenger RNA, 1506 nt
Organism: Boeremia exigua
Lineage: Eukaryota; Fungi; Ascomycota; Dothideomycetes; Pleosporales; Didymellaceae
Product: major facilitator superfamily domain-containing protein
Exons: 4
Coding region: 1-1506 (501 amino acids)
Biological process (GO): transmembrane transport
Cellular component (GO): membrane
Molecular function (GO): transmembrane transporter activity
Source: RefSeq, a predicted model, not a curated record